Messenger RNA from Mucor velutinosus, 1098 nucleotides. It is a transcript of the gene NPT1, whose product is annotated as nicotinate phosphoribosyltransferase. Bases 1 to 1098 code for a protein of 365 amino acids. The record is from RefSeq and is a predicted model, not a curated record. The transcript has a single exon. Gene Ontology annotation, molecular function: transmembrane transporter activity. Gene Ontology annotation, biological process: transmembrane transport. Lineage: Eukaryota; Fungi; Mucoromycota; Mucoromycetes; Mucorales; Mucoraceae. Gene Ontology annotation, cellular component: membrane.
AUGUUCAAUAACGUACCCAAUGCCACUGUCAACCUAAGCUUUGUGGGCACUCUUGCCAUGGUAUGUCUCAAUUCCGUCAGUCCUAUUGUUCAAAUCUGUGUUUCUAUGUUUGGUAUCCGCUAUGUACUGGUCGCUGGUACCAUAUUCGUCGCUCUUGGUCUGGAAAUGGCUGGCUUCAGUACUCAGAUUUGGCAUCUAUACCUCACACAAGGGGUCGUUUUUGGCAUUGGUGCUUCGUGUAUCUAUGUGGCCAUCAUGGGCGUGGCUCCUCAGUGGUUUGGAAAGCGUAGAGGCCUUGCUCUUGGUAUUAUUGCUAGUGGAUCUGGCAUUGGCGGUUUAGUGAUCCCUUUUGUGAUGACGGCCAUCAAUAGUAGCUUAGGUUUUGGAUGGACUUACCGUAUUCUUGGCUUUAUCUGCUUGUUCUGUGAUGUCGUUGCUUGCUUGACAGUGAAGGAAAGAAACCCUCCAGCCAUUAGAAAUAGAAAGAAACUGUCUCAAAUCGUCAAUUUUGCUGUUCUUAAGGAUGCAAAUUUUGUCAUCUUUUGCAUUGCCUCCAAUGUGGGCCUCUUUGGUUACUUUGUCCCUUACUUUUUCUUGCCUUCCUAUGCUUCUUAUCUUGGACUUGAUGAAUCAAAAGGAUCUGCUUUGGUUGCUGUCAGCUCUGCUUGUAAUUUUGUGGGCCGUGUCAUCACUGGUAUUCUGGCUGAUCGCAUCGGUAAAGUGAACACCAAUCUGAUAUUUACUUUGAUCACCGCCUUAAGUUGUCUGCUCAUCUGGACAUUUGCAUCAAACUACGGUACUUUAAUGGCCUUCUCCACUGUAUUUGGCUUGACCAGUGGCUCGUAUUUCGCAUUGAUCUCCCCCAUCACAGCUUAUCUUUUGGGCAUGGACAGAUUUCCUUCUGGAUUGUCACUCUUACUUGUUACCAAUGUCAUCCCCGUUUUCGGAUCCAACAUUGCAAGUGCCAUUGAAGCUGGUGUUGGUACAGAGCCUUUCUUUAGCUACAAAAUGUUUUCUGGCGUCGCCUAUUUAGUGGCUACCGUUACUCUUGUAGUGCUAAAAUUGAGACUAAAUCGUAAUCCUUUUGCAAAAGUAUGA